AUGGGUCUUUUCUCUCUCUGUCGGAGUGCGCAAAGUCACUUCCACAUAGCGGAAAAGAGCUUUAUAUUUGCCCCUCAUUUAACACCAGUUACCAUAAAAAAGAAGCGAGUCACUACAGAGUCCAUCACUUCUACCACAGUCCCAACAACAUAUUUCUCACAUGGCCCUCGUUUAACACCAGUUUCCACAGGGCCCUCACCUAACACCCCAUUUCCAUACCAGAAACGAGUCACUGCAGAGUCCAUCACUUCUACCACACUCCCAACAACAUAUUUCUCACAUGGCCCUCGUUUAACACCAGAUUCCACAGGCCCAUCAUUUAACACCAGUUUCCACAGGGGCCAUCAUAUAACACCAGUUUCCACAGGGCCCUCACUUAACACCCCAUUUCCAUCCCAGAAGCGAGUCACUGCCGAGUCCACCCCUUCUAGCCCAGUCCCAACAACAUAUUUCUCACAUGGCCCUCGUUUAACACCAGAUUCCACAGGGCCCUCACUUAACACCCCAUUUCCAUCCCAGAAGCGAGUCACUGCCGAGUCCACCCCUUCUAGCCCAGUCCCCCCUUCGCCCGCCGCGCCGUCCAUUCAGAAAUCCCCGUUUUCUGUGGCGGGUCCGUUGACUCCUCGCCGAUCGUCAAUGUUUGUAAACACCGCGAUGGAGGAAGGGGACGUCGCCGCGCCGGCCGAACCUGCCAGGAGAAAGGCCGCUACCACUGCGUCGCUCAAUAUCAGCAAGAAAAAUGCCACUCGGUUGAAGAGAGUAUCAUCCAUAUUGAGAAAAAAGCAUGACAGUCUCACUCCAGAAGAGAGACGAAUUCUUGAGGAGAAUUCUGAAUUAGUGGAACAGUUUUAUAAGAGGCGAGAGAGACGGGCAGUUUGGCAAUCUCGGAAGACAGAACAGGAAGAUUCACCAGAGUUGUUGGAAGCCAAGUGCGAACAACUUGCACAGGCUAUCCAUGAUGCUGAAUUCCUGGUUGUGUACACAGGGGCUGGCAUCUCAACUGCUGCCUCCAUACCAGACUAUAGAGGCCCUAAUGGAAUUUGGACAAUGCUGCAGAAGGGCUUAGACAUUGGGCACCAUGACCUCUCUGCAGCUGAGCCUACUUUAACACACAUGGCACUUUCUGCACUUUAUCACCAAAACAUUGUGAGACAUGUAGUUUCCCAAAACUGUGAUGGCCUCCACCUCCGCUCUGGCCUUCCCAAGACAGCUAUGUCUGAAGUCCACGGCAACAUGUACAUUGAGGUUUGCAAGCACUGUGUUCCAGCACGGGAAUAUGUAAGAACUUUUGAUGUCACUGAGAGAACUUCCAUCUAUAAACACACUACAGGGCGCCGCUGUUAUAGAUGCGGUGAGCCUUUGAUAGAUACAAUUGUACAUUUUGGGGAGAGGGGGAAACUGCGAUGGCCCCUCAAUUGGCAAGGAGCAUGUCAGGCAGCCAAUGCCUGUGAUACAAUACUCUGCUUGGGAUCAAGUUUAAAGGUUCUGAAAAAGUACCCAUGGCUUUGGCAAAUGGACCGACCACCCAAAAAACGACCACAACUUUAUAUUGUCAACCUACAGUGGACCCCAAAAGAUAAGGAUGCAACCCUCAAGAUUAACGGAAAAUGUGAUGUUGUGAUGGCUUUAGUAAUGAAGGCCAUGGGGUAUGAACUUCCCUACUAUUGUAGGGCAAGUGACCCGAUUUUUCAUCUGUCGACCCCUCUUCAUCCUGGGGAAUACUCUACCACAACACGGCCCCACCUCCAACCACCAACGGAAGAUGAGGAAGAACCUGCUGCCAUGAAGGAGGAGGAGGAGGAGGGCUCUGCCUCGGAUGUGAGAUGGAGAAAGGAUGGUGCAGACAAAUCAAAGAAAAGGAGAACUCAGGCGAAGGCUGAUGGGUACUUAGGUGACAAUGAAAUAAAAAAUGACAUUAAAAGUGAGAAUGAGAGCAAAUGUGAUAUCAAGACAGUGAAUGGCCUAACUUCUACUUGGGAUAUAAAAGCUGCUCACCUGAGUGAGAGUGAAGGUUCACUGCUACAAGAAAAGUUUAAAUGCAAUUCAUUUCUCCUUUGUGAUGACAGUCUUAUUAAAAGAGAAGAUGACAUGAAGCACAAAAUUAAAGAUGAAGAAGACACUAGUGAAGAGAAAGUUUGGGUUGAGGAUACAAAUAGUGAGUGCAGUCAGUUUGUUAGGGAGAAUUCCUUAAUCAACAGGUCUUUGGAGGAGGAGGAGGAGUUCAAGGGUGAUCCAAUGGAAGAAGAUGAAAUAAAGAAUGAGUCCAUGGAAGAAGAUGAGAUGAAAAAUGAGUCCAUGGAAGAAGAUGAGAUAAAAAAUGAGUCCAUGGAAGAAGAACCAAAGAGUGAGCCUUUGGAGGAAGAGGAAGAAGAGGAUGAGGAUACCAGAAAUGAGCCAUCAGAUGAAGAGGAAGUGAAAAGUGAACCUUUAGAAGAGGAUCUAAAAAGUGAUGGCUUAGAGAGUGAUGAAGAAUCUCAACUGUCAGAUGUGGAAUCUUGUACUUGGAUGAGCGAAAAUCUGAGUGAAAAUUUUCUGAACACAAAUGUGAAUUCCUUGAAAAGUAGUGAAAGUUCAUGCUCAGAGUCUGAUCUAAGUGAGAAAGCAGACUGUGAGAAAGGAAAUGACAGUGACUCACCAGUGAGGAAAUGCAAUAACAUAGAUUAUUUCAAACUAGCCUAUUCAUCAACCAAUGUUAAGAUGGCUAAGCAUGGGCAGGCUCUCUUAAAACAGAAUGAUUUCUAUGGCACAGGUCUUUGUAUCAGGUCCUUAGGGGAAAGUCCAGUGAGCAGUGGAAAAGAAAUGCGGGCAAAAAGUGCAAGUAAUGGGAUGAGAACAAAUGUAUAUUUCAAUGCUAAGGAAAUGUCUGUCAGUAAACAGUGCCAAGAAAGUGUGACAGAUCAGUGCAGCAAUACUGAGCAACUUGUUGAUACUGUAGAGAGGGAUAGUGCAAACACCUACCUAAACCCUGCCUCAGCAACUGAUUCUAAAAUGUCUAGUCUUCCUAACUGCCAUGAUUCUCCUUCCAUAUUAUCCAUGUGUUCAAGUGACAGUAGUGAUAAGGUAAUGGUUCCUAAUUCCCUGGUAGAAACAGAAGAAAGUGACUCAGUGGUUCAAAGAGAAGUUUUAACUUCAGGCAGUUUAAAGGAAAACCUUGACUUUCAGCUGAAACAGACUUAUGACAGAGAGCUUUCACUAGUUGUUCCUCAGUUUCACAGCAGUGUAUUACCAGUAGAGAAAGAUUGUGUUGUUAAGUCAGAGGAGGUUUGUGUAAAUGCUCAUUCUGCUGAAAAUAUGAAUCCAGCUGUCUCUAAUUCCUCAACUGAUGAAUGUAGUCAAAAUGGCUCAAUAGUGGCUGAUGGCAGUUUUUUACUUAGAACACAUAUUGUUGAUGGAAUAAUCAGGACAGCCUGUGUUGAAACACUUGUAGAAAAUGAAUCUGAAUGUAAAGAGGAAAUCCCAGAGGCUUGUGAUGCAUCUCAAGAGUCAUUUCCUAGAACUUGUGAGGGUCAAACUCAGUUACAGAACAGUACAGAUGCAAAAUAUUCAGUUGAAUCCUCUGAGAGUGAGGAGCUGAAGUCCAUAUGGUAUCAAAGCUUCUGUGGAACUAGUAGUAAUAAUAUAAUGGGUACUACCAAAAAGGAAGAAAGAAAAGGCACUAAUAAACGCAAUCAUCAGAGUACAGAAAAAUCAAGUUCUGUAAUUCUCAAAAAUAUAUGUACAGAAGCCUUGAAUGAUAGUGUUACUAGGCAAAAAGGAGCUGCCAAAAGAAAAUUUACAGGGUGUGAUAAUGAUGAUGUUAAGUACAUUUGGUUUUGGGGAUUUGAUAGUAACUCAGAGGUUAAGGAGAAAGAUGCUGUUGGAAAUGUUCCAGACAGAAGCAAUAAAGCACAGGAAACAAAUUCUUCACCUGAGGUUGAUGUUGAAGGAUUUGAUAGUGGUGACAGUCUUCCUGUUGGAAGAGUGACAAGGAGCAGAACUAGAGCAUCUUGUGACUCAAAAGUGGAACCAGAACCUGAUGUUUUCAAGUGUCACUGUAAUGGUAGCAAUCCAGAACUCUGCAAGCUGGCUAAGCUAAAACCUGCCAAAGUCAAGUGUGAUGAAGUGCAGAAAGCAAGAGACAUUAUAAAUAGGAGACGGACCUGCAAUUACCGUAGGUUUGAACCUGUUUUUGAGAAAAAUCUUGAGAGUUUGACAUACGAGAGAGCUAAGACAAAGAGAAAAUCCAAAUUUGAGCAGGUGCAGAAUAAUGAGGAUUAUGAGGAAGAGGAAGACUUCGAAGAGCAAGAGAAUGAAAUGAAAGAAGAGGCUGAUCAAAAAAUGAGUGAUGGUGAAGAGUUCAGAGAGAAGGAUGAGAAAGAAGAGAAGAAAAUUACACCAGGCUGGUAUGGUAAAGGACUAAGGAAAGGUAUGAAGAAAAAGACAAGAGUGUAAACUUACAUACGAGACUCGGAAAUUUGAAUUUCAUUGACUUUUUAUGUAAUUUGCUGGAAAACUAGUGUGGUAUAUCUUAACAAUGCUUAAGGUCGCCUUUUUAUUUAGGAACUAGUAAUAUUAGAGUAUUCAAAAGUUGAGGCUGGUCACUUGUAGUACCUGAUGGGUGUGACAUGGAAGGUGGAAAUCUUUGUCAAGUUGAUUUAUGUUUAAGUUUGUACUUAUGUGAAGAUUGAAGAAACAAGUGAUAGUAUAUACUUCUGUAUCAUAAAAGUCACAAGAGCAGUUUCUUUGAGAAGUCACCAGGGAGUGACGAGAUUUAAUGUGAUUUAGCUAAGGUGUCUGAUGUCUUAGGAGUCUAAGCUGUCCUGAAUGAAACAAGAAUACAAAAUAUCUUAUCAUAAAUUUUUAAGCUCAAUAAAAGGAGAUAUUUUAGUGUGUGUGUGUGUUUGUGUGUGUUUGUGUGUG
This is a messenger RNA of Penaeus indicus, 4899 nucleotides long. RefSeq lists its product as uncharacterized. The transcript has 11 exons. Gene Ontology annotation, molecular function: histone H3K18 deacetylase activity, NAD-dependent; NAD+ binding. The record is from RefSeq and is a predicted model, not a curated record. Gene Ontology annotation, cellular component: nucleus; chromatin. NCBI's taxonomy places the organism in Eukaryota, Metazoa, Arthropoda, Malacostraca, Decapoda, Penaeidae. Bases 1 to 4431 code for a protein of 1476 amino acids.